CCUGAUUCUUUUACUAUUCUAGGAGUGUAUGCAGAGAGUUUUCGAAGGUCUAACUGGAUCCGUAUCGAUGAUGAUGGUAAACUUGAACUUUCCACACUUGACGAGGAUUCUAGACAGUCAUCCACCAGUUCUCCAUUGUUUAGCUUGUCAAGGGAUAGCAUGGACUACCCAGACACACCUACCUAUAGACAAAGCACAGAUGAAGUCUUCCCUGAGUUAAGCCCAUCUCACCUUCUUUUGUCGCACAAGCGAUCUGAAUCAGUCUCAACCACUUUUUCUGAGCAAGAAUUCAAACGGGAAUACAUCACCCGCCGCAAGUGCCUGAUACAACGCAAACAGAGCUCCCGUGAAUAUCACAGGCUGUCAGCUAAAGUGUAUGAUCAAGAAAAGUCAAUUGUUCUUGAAAAGCGAUCAUUUGACAGUGACUAUGGACUUCACAUCCUCGACAGCCAACCAGCAUAUAUUACAGCAGUUGACCCAGGAAGCCCUGCUGAAAAAGCUGGCAUUCAAGUUGGGCAGAUAAUCGUUGCCAUCAAUGGCAUGAAUGUACUGACAGCAUCACAUGAUGCCAUAAUAAAUGCUAUGAAUUCCAAUCCAAAGAGUGUCUGCAUUGAAGUUGCUACCAGUGAUUUUCUUCCCUCUCGAGACCUACAAGCCUCAGUAGUGGAGGGCUACAUGCAUAAGCUUGGAGGUUCUUCCUUGAUGCGGUUGUGGAAGAAACGCUACUUUGUUCUGCGUCAGGACAGUUGCCUUUAUUACUACAAGCAUCAGGAAGAGGCAGAUCCACUCGGAGCAAUUCCUUUGAUUGGCUACAGUAUUUCUCGGCACCUUGAUACAGGCAGGGAUUAUUGCUUCAAGGCUGAGAAGUAUGGGGCUCGUACUUAUUACUUCAUGACAGAGAGCAGGGAUGAAAUGACUCAGUGGGUUAUUGCUCUUGUAGAUGCAGCUGCUCGAUGUAAGAAGCGAAAGGAAUCUUUCCUGAGUGUGAGCAGUCAUAAUGUUGGACUUCCAGCACUUGAAGUCAGAAGGCCUGAAUGUUCUGGGUACCUGCAAAAAGUGGGCAAUCGCCACAAGACUUGGAGACGUCGAUACUGCAUCCUUAAAGAUGCCUGCCUGUACUAUUACAAGAGUAUGAAUUCUCUCAGUGCACUGGGAGUGGCUCAUCUCCAUGGUUACAAGGUUGAUGGACAAGUGUCUGUAGGGAAGAAGCAUGCAUUUGCAUUGAUCCCUCCUGAAACAAACUUGAGAAUUUUCCAUUUCAGUGCAGAAAAUGAUACAGACAGACAGCGGUGGGUUGAAGCCAUGAUACGAUCCAUUCAGCGGUGGAUACAAGUUGACAAUACUUGCUAAAUCUUCCAACAAAUAAAUGUAAGGAUCAUUUAAGAAUAGUAAAAGUUAUGUUGAACCAAACAAGAUCUCAGGAAUCCCAGCAUAAUUCAGGGGGUCUUACCUUGCAGCAAAGUUUAUUGUCUUCCUAUCAGAUCUGAAGGUAGUGGGGAUUUCCUGACCAGAAGAUCUUCAAUGUGGCCACCACAGAUAAACAUAUGUGAAAGUUUAUAGUAAAUGUGAUUGUAUAGGGCAAAUUUCAGAUAGAUGUGAUUGUGCCAGGGAAAUUUCUUAAUGUUAUGCAAAAGGUGUAAAAUAUUCCUGGCAUUAGCAUGAGGACAAAUAUAGUUUAGACUAUAGACACCACCAUGUAUGUUUUACAUGUUGAUAACAUUUUCAGAAACUUUGGUCAUUGUGACACAGCUCACUCUAUCUGCUUUAAAGCCCAAAGUUCAGGUUUGAGAAAAGGCCUUUUGGGAUGAUCUCAUCUGAAAGAAUCUUUAUAAUGUUUCAUGUGGCCAGCAGUUUAACAGAUUUUUUUUAAAGAAUUGUCAAAGACUUUGGGGAGUUGGAAUAGCAUUGGAUCAGAGCUCACAAGAGCAAUUUUUGUCUACCAAGGUAUGGUUGAUAGAAAUCACCUGAUGCUAAACAACACAACAAAAUAUUGAAAAAUGCACAACUAUUAAUAAUUGAAAAAAGAGUUUCUUAUGCACAGAUCAGUGUCAUCAAAGCACUUUCCAUAUUGAGUAAGUUUUGAAAUGCACCUUGAUUUUGCCAGAAGGCACUGUGAUGGUAAUUUCAUCAGGAUGGCACAAUGAUUUCAUCAGGAGAGCAUGGUGAUUUAGUCAAAUGCUGGUGCAGUUCAGUGAAGGCUGGAAGAACACAGUACUAGUGAUGCUGUGUUACUCGUCAGACAGCAAUAGGAGGGGAGUGGGUACCUUGGUAUCACCAGCACUGCUCCUAAUGUUAGUCUGUGCACUGAGUGACAUGAAAGGGGGACACAAUGGAUUGACUGACCCUCAAGUGUGACAGAACAGUACAUGUUCCAUAGGCCAACCUUGCAGUGAUACAAAAACAGUGCUUGCAGGUGACAUCACAAGAAUGCUUGGGUCAAAAGAAUAAAAAAUGUCAGAGAUGAAAGACUGGAACUAAUGCAUGUUUGUGAAAUAAUGUGUUAUGCACCCUAGAUUUAUGGCAAAUAAAAGAAGUAAUUAAAGUGGUGACAAGUUAAUCAUUGAUUUUCUCUGUUAACGAAGAUAAAAUUUAUAUGCAUGAAUGUAACAAAAGCUAGGCUAAUCUUCCUUCCUCAAUUCACCAAGUAUGUAAGCAUUAACUUUGCUGCAUAUCAAAGUAUUGUUGUAUACAGAUACAACAGUCAUACCCUGCUGUGUUCAGCAUUGUAACUUGUUUCAUAGUUUACCUCCAUCGUCUGUGAAAGUUUUCCUGGGACAAUUUUUCUAUUUAGAAAACUCUGAAUUUUUUUGGUCUUAUGGAAAAAUUGUUUUGUUUUUAGGGAUUGGUUGUAUUUUACUUCAUCUUACACUAACCAGCAAAUAUGAAGUGAAAGAGUUCCAGGUCUGUUAAUGUUUACCGUUAUAUGGUGAAUUAUCUUGAAUGUCAUUGUCUUUACAAGGCACUCAUCUGGCAGCUGAAAUACACAGACCGUUCCCUGGCCAAAAUUACUCUGAGUAGAAAUUAAUAAUAGCAUAAUAAUCUCUGCUUUGUAGAACCAUCUCCUUUGGAGAAAAAAAAAAUAAGUGAGCAAACAUAAGAGAGUAGAAGAAAUUGUAUAGACGGCAUAAAUCAAAUGCCGUCUUGAAGAAUUUUGAGUCAUAUUUUGCUCUGUUUUUUCAAAGCAGUCAUGAAAAGGCAAAUAAAAAGUAAUAGAGCCAGAAUUGUCAAUGCCAGUUAUCUUCAUUGUAGGGGGAAAAAUGGGUUGCAUUUGCUCUAUAGUGCACUACACAUAUUUGCUAUAUAUUAAAUGAAGUGGCUAUGCUUUGGAUUAUGACUAUCACAUGCAGUGUAACAGUAGAGCUCAGAACUAAUAUGGUUGCAAGCCAUAUUUGUAGAUGUGUACAUUUUCAGUCAAAGAAUUUUUUUCUUCUGCAUUCCAUUUUGAAAAAAAAAUGUUUUGAUUUCCGUUUAAUUUACACAAUCUCUUGAUUUUUUUAACAGUCUAUUUAUUUUUACUCUGUGAGUUUAAAAAUUAAGCAUUUAGAAAGCUUUUAAGUAGUAAUGGAUACAAAAUUAGGGUUGUCAUACCACAGUUAAAAGAAAAUGUGCCAAAAUAUGAAAACGACUUUUGUCUUAAACUCUUUCUCAUUACAAGUUUUGCAAAGCUUCCUGUACCAUAUGAAUACAUCUGUAUGAUGUGAACAGAUGUUCUAUUAAACUCUGUUCAUCUAAGGACAGUAAAACGAGCAAAGUUCUUUAGUUUGUUUAGUUUUAUCUUAUUAACUUGCUUUUUUACCCCAAAAAACCUUAAUGGAGGCCAUUUGUAUAAAACUUUCGUGUUCUUUAAGAAUUUAAGAAAGAUGUUAUGGUAAAGAUCAUUUGAUUUUUUUCACUGUUUUUAUUUUGAGAACAGUCAUUAAAAGAAAAGUGCGUUUAUGAUUCUCAUGUCCAUUUCCUCUAUAUGCGUUAGUCCACUACAUGUUCUCAUGAAAAAGGUUGGUAUUGUUUUGCAUACUCAGAUAAGUUGAGAUGUGAGAUUGAGAGUUUGGAUAGGUUGCCUUUAUAUUUGGCGGCAAUAUUUGUCUUCUGUGUGAAAACAGUAGAUGUGAAAAUUUACAAGUUUUCUAUACUUUAGUUCACGAUCUUUGAAGAGGAUAAAGAUAAAAAGUUACAUUUCUUAUACAAUUGUUUGAUGAUUAACAUCGAAUAAGAAUGAACAUAUUUUUUUAAUUUUGCACUUGUCCGUUUUCCUGCCAGCUAUUUUAUUCUGAUGUUUCAUUUUGCAAACAAUAUUAAUACAGAUUGCUAUAAACAUUCCUAAAGAAACUGGUUGUGGCAAAUGAAUCCCCAUCCCAGAAUGCCUUCAUUUUUUGUAGUAGUGCUACACAUUCCAGUCACCCUGUAUAUCUACUGCUGACCAAAUUUUGGCUGGUAGAAAUGAGGCCUCAAAAACUAGCAUUUUGGAGGGUUAUUUUGGGAGCAUCUUUGCCUUUCAAUUAAACAUUCCAGUUCUUUGCACUGGAUUUGUACAUGUAGUUAUUUUGUACCACUUAAAGGUUGUGAGUGAAAAAAAGAUUAUUUCUUGACAAGUUUGUCAUGGCUUCCUUUUUUUUAAAUUUGCGUUGUAAUGUUUGUUAGGAGCUGGGAGGCUGUGAACAGGGCUGUGAUUCGAAAACAGAGUGAACAUGGGGGAAUUACAUUUUGCCUGACACUCUCAAGAAUUUUGAUUGACCAUUUGCGUUCUUGAAAUAGUGGACCAGUAGGUUUGUAGCUGACUUCUUGUUGACUUGUUUACUUGUUUACUUGCUGUUGAUAAUGUUACUUCAUUUGGAAGGAAGAAGUGAUUGUUGUUGUUGAUGUUCUUACGUUUACAAAUUACUAUUUCAAAUAUUUCCUGAAGUAAUUAUAAUUUUGUAAGUUUUGUUUUCAGCUUUGUUUUUGUGGAUCAUCUUGGUCAAAAGAGAGAUAUUCUUAUUAUUGUUGUUGUUGUUGAUACUAUGCUGCUGUAGAAGAUAAAUGCUUUAGAAGAUGAAUUUGUUUAUUUGCCAAGGGACGUUACACUUGGAAUUUGGUUUGAUGAUGGCCACAAGUUACUUGACAAACACCAAUCACACUCACAUCCACACAGAAUAUUAGUUUUACAAAUGUUAUCUUUCAGUGAUGACAAUCAGGAGUACUUCUGUUCAGAUAAAUAAUUUACAUAUACUGUUUGUACCAUAAGUUCUUAAGACAUUAAGCAUUCUUGCAUGAACUUCCCAGUGUUUUAGAGACAAGCACAGACUUUUGACAAAGUGAAGUGUCAUUGUGAAAAAUGUGCUAUGCCUAGGUUGUUUUAAGUGCUUGACAAAUGAAAGCUUAUUUAAGUAUGAAAUAAUUCUGAGAACAUUACAACUUGACUCCAGAUAAAAUUCUCUCAUGUCUGGCAUAUAUAGGGUUUGUCAAAAUUAUGUUAACAUUAAAUGGUACAAACCAUUUAUUCAUAAAACCUACAUCAUAUGUGUAGGAUGGUUUCAACCAAUUCACCAUCAAUGUUUUUUUGAAUCAGUGAGCAACUGCACCACUUCAAGCCCAUACACACAUUUUGCAGGAAAUAAUUCCACAGUUUGUAUUAGUGUUAACAUAAUUUUGACUAAGCCUGUAUAAAACUGAAACUGUACAUAUAAAAUGGAGUUUAUAUUUUGAAGUUAAGUAAACCUUCAGUAAAAUCAUAAGAACAAAUUAUAUAACUAUGUCAAGAUGUGCAUUUGUUACAAAUUGGUGUAAUGUUAAUAUAUUAGAAGAGAGCAUUUUAUAACCUGCUCCAGUCUGCUUGUCAAAGUGAUCUCAGCUAUUUUUCUAAUUGUUCAUUCUGCACCCUGACAAAUGUGACAAUUUUUUUUUAUGUGCAUACUAUUUUGAGCCAGAAAAAUCAACAGAUGUAUAAUUGGUUUGCACACUUUAAGCCUUUUGGCAUAUACUCAAGCAUAUUAUCAUUAACAUUCACCAAUGGUAUUAUAUUUUAUCAUUGUCAUUGCCACCACGAGUGAUGCUUAGCAAAGCAAUUCAGAUAUUUAUAUUUUAACUUGUCAAUUCAACAUUGUCUGUAAAUUUCUCGAUUUAAUGUUAGCUGACUAAUGACUUUGCCAAUUUAUUUGCUCAUUCAUGUGUUGACCAUCCUUUUGAACACACUAAACAGUUCAUCUGUCAGAUUUUGUUAUCUAGUUUAAAUGACAGAUUUAAGCAGAAGGCUUUCAGCAGUUCUCAGAAAAAAAGACAGGCUGUUUUGAAAGAUCUUAUUGCAAAAUCAAAAUGUUUUGAUGAUUGUAAUGGGGAUGAACCUGUAACGUGUAUUUCCUUGUGUGAAUGCAAGCUGAAUGUGCUGUGCACAAAAGACUAGAAAUGUACUGACAGUUAACCACUCAAGAAACAUUAAUGUUAAUGAACCAGUUAUAAAUACUAUGGUAAACAUGAGUGGACAUGUCUAUUUACAGAGGCCACCCAGAUAUUUUUAAAAGUAUCAACAUGAUGUGCAUGCAUGAAACAGAGCUGCUGACCGUGGGAAAUAAAUGCUAGUUUUGAUUGAUUCUUUAACCAAUUUAUGUGACACAAACAUUCAUGUAUAGAGAACUUUUCUCCCCUCCAGUGUAAUGUACUACCCAUUUGUAUUGUCAGCUAAUGUUGUCAUGUCAAGACUAUCUUUUAGAGAAGUCAAAUGGUUAUUCUUGUCAACCUCCAGAGUUUAUUCAGAAGUGUUAUUUUGUGUGUUGUAUUCUCACUUGUUUGAUGUGCAAGAGUGCAACUGUUUUUUUCAUAUUUGAGGAAGUGUAUUAACUUUAUGUUGCAUUAUUAAGAGCAUAAUGUUAGUACAUUUAAGAUUUGUUUGCAAUACUGUUGCAGUGUUUAGUAGCUUAUGAGUGUGUGUGUAUAUUUAAUCCAUGUAUAGAAUGAUGUGCAAUCAGUAUUAUUAGGAACUGGAAAAAUGGAAGAGAGAAAACAUAUUUGCACAAUUGUUUACAUUUUGUUUUUGCAUAUGAACAAAUUUUUCUUUUAAAUAUAACCGAUGCCAUGAAAAGUGUUGUGAAUGUUUGACUUAAACAUCUCGUUUUCAGUUAGGAGCACCUUCUGUUAUUGUAGAGGGAAUACUAGCUACCAGCAUCACAGUCAUUUGCUAUUCAGUAGUGAAUAUGUUUGUAUAUGGAGAUUUUAGGAUGAGUUCUGCUGUAAAAUAACAUUUCAUUUUGAACAGAAAAUAUUACGUUGAUGUAAAAUGAAGGGGUAUGAAUUUUCAUAUCCAGUCAUAAAGAAACAUACAUAAAAGCUUAAUGAAAAGUAUGUUUAUUUAGAAAUUUUUUUUCUGGGGCAUGAAGCUUGCCUUGUUUUUGAUACCCAAAGCAAACAUACUUCUCAGAUUUGUUUUACUGCUGUAGAACAAGAUCUGACUUAAUUAAUUUAAUUUAAGCACUUGUAACGCGCAGUAUUUUGGCUGAGAUAGGUUACACUCUCUGUGCUGACCAGUAAUGAUAAAAGGAAGACAAUGGAAGUUUAGACACAAAUAGGCACACUGAACAGAUGCAGUGAAUUCAGUCAUGCCAUUACACGGGAUCUUUGAUAAGGUCAAUAAAAUUCUGCAUCCAAAAAUAUCUGAAAGUUAUUAUGACAUUUGUAUGGAAGCUCAUCUCUCAAUCUUCAAUCCUUUGGCCCAACUUUCACAGAUAAAAAUAUCGUUCCAUCAACACAAGAUCAUUUUAAGCUGAGCUUCCUGGGGAUACAUGCUGUCAGUUAUUGCAGACUGGCCUGUACUGCAUGUAACUCUUGUUGUGGUAGCUCAACAUCAAAUCUUUCUGAAGCAGCUGUAGGAAGGUAAUCAGAGUUUGAAGUCGACACAGCUGAUGUGUAGAUCUAAAUCUAAUGAUGGCGCAGAUAUGAUAGUAGAAAUAAAAUGCCCCAGGAAAAGACGAGAAGUGGUGCAGACGCAGAAAUCCUCACAGGAACGUAGCAAAUAUCCUAACAGAUGUACUGAUGAACAUUAAACACGAAACUUCACGCAGAUCAACUGGUAAAUAUGCAAGUAGCCAGUUAUGCAAAGAGACAUCAGUCUCCUUCCUCAAAUCUUGCAAUUUGCCUUCCUCAAGAACAUUUUGUGGUUCUCCACCUCUCAGAUUUUAAGCUAAUGAAUGUUUUCUGCUUAGGAUGACUUUUGCUUUUAUUUCUAAGGAUUGGAUCCAUUUUUACUGGAAACAAGCACGACUCAAACUGGUAUUAUGAGAUAGGUGGUGUGUAAUUAUUUUGUGCAUUUUGUUAGAAUGAAGACUAACCACACAAUCCAUUCUUUUCUUGGUGUUCUUAUGUCUGGAUUGUUGCCACACAUGGAUUUUGCAGUUCUUUUGCUGCCCCUUCAGACUUAAUGAGGACUGUACUAGUAAUAGUAAUUAAUAUUGCAGCUAACUUCUGUUGUACGUGUUCUUAGCUUCAUCUUGACAGCGACUACAGUCCAUAAUAACUUGCCUUCUUAAGCAUGAUCACACCACAGAUUGUGCUCUCUAGAAUCUUUUUUAACUCUCAUCAAAGCUGUAAUCACCUGCACACACUAUUCAUGAUGAAAGUGAAUUCUGUUGGGUUUUCUCAGGAUGAUUAACAACAGCCAGAUUUUUUUUGUUUCACCUGUUCUACUUCAGUGUCUUGUGUCUGGGACAGAGUAUACUUAAUUCGUAUUAGUUCAGAGACCUUUUAUAUAUUUAUAUACACACACGUACAUAAAACCGUUUUUUGGAAUUGGCAGAACCCACUAAACAAAUACAAUUCGCUUGUUACUAACAGUUAUCCACACAUUCCACUGUUUAUAUAUAUAUAUCUUUUUUUUCAAAGGUGGCCUUUUUCUUCAUACUAAUAUUUAAUGUUUGUAAAAAUGGCAAACAUGAUCAUGAUUUCCUUGAGUUUUGUUAUUAUUUUUGGACUGGUUGUGGGAAUUUUUCUGUUUUUGAUUUUUUGUCCUAGAAACAAGCUUAUAAAGAUCCAAGUAGAAACUGUUUUUUCCAGGAAUACAGUGAUAGCAAAUUUUUAUUUUUGGUAAACAUUCAGUGGAUUUGAAGAUACAUGAUUUUGUUGCUUGGUCUGUGAUUUUCGUUUAAUGUUGUUUCAUUGUUAUUAAUGUUUAAUGUUUCAAGUUGUUAACAAAAUUGUUUCAGAUUUUCAAAGUGUAGAUUUUUGGCACAUACAGUUGAUUAAGGGUUUAUGCUAAAUGUGUUGUACUUGUCAGUAAACUGUCUUGUGAAUGCUGUAGUUGAAUAUGAAAAAUGUUAAACUUUUCUGUUAACAUACAAAUACUUUCUUUUUUAAAUUGAUUUGCUAUUGGUGAGAUGGAUUAAAAGUAACCAGUACUGUAAUUUGUUGUCCUGUUGACCUUGAAUUACUUGUCCGUGUUAAUUAAAAAUCCUUAAAAUUUGA
This is a messenger RNA of Pomacea canaliculata, 9423 nucleotides long. RefSeq lists its product as uncharacterized. The coding region runs from base 160 to 1350 and encodes 396 amino acids. The record is from RefSeq and is a predicted model, not a curated record. Gene Ontology annotation, molecular function: protein binding. The transcript is spliced from 10 exons. Lineage: Eukaryota; Metazoa; Mollusca; Gastropoda; Architaenioglossa; Ampullariidae.